Molecule: messenger RNA, 1106 nt
Organism: Microcebus murinus (gray mouse lemur)
Lineage: Eukaryota; Metazoa; Chordata; Mammalia; Primates; Cheirogaleidae
Product: apolipoprotein R-like
Source: RefSeq, a predicted model, not a curated record
CUUGCUAAAAUAUGCACAGAAUCACAGGGGGCUCUUGCAUCAAGCUCCAGACUCUUCUCUCUAAGAAAGGGUCAUGUCAGUUGCCACUGCCAGGGCUGUGCUCAGCACCUGGUCUUCUAGUCACUCCCCCUGCCCCUCCCCUUUAGUGACACUUGCUGGGACCUCCCCAAGGCUGAGCUCCUUGGCUUAGGCACCAUUUCAACUGCUACUUAGAGACAAGGUGUCCUUAAACGUUGAGCCCCAGUGUGGUCCCUCUAAGACUGUGUGCCAUGUCCCCGGAGUUGCAGAGUGUUUCCCCAGCAGUGUGCCUCUUUGGGGUCUUGACUCUACUGCUGUGCCCUUCUGGCUUGUGUGAUUGCAAAAUGCCUCCUCCCAUUGCCCAUGGGUCCCAUGAAGAUGUGAGUUCAUUUUUAUCCUUUACUACUGUGAUGUACUACGAAUGCGAUGAAGGAUAUAUUCUGGUUGGAGAGCCUAAAAUCUCCUGCAAAUACUCGCAGUGGUUGUCUCCAGCUCCUCAGUGUAAAGCCCUGUGUCUGAAACCAGAGAUAGAAAAUGGAAAGCUGUCUGUGGAUAAGAAUCAGUACGUUGAGCCUGAAAAUGUCACCGUCGAAGAUCAUUACAUUGAAACUGAAAAUGUCACUGUUCAGUGUGACGCUGGCUAUGGUGUGGUCGGUCCCCAAACUAUCACUUGCUCGGAGAACGGAACCUGGUACCCAGCGGUGCCCAAGUGUGAGUGGGAAGCCCCUACAGGCUGUGAGAAAGUGCUUACAGGCAGAAAACUCACACAGUGUCUCCCAAGCCCAGAGGAUGUGAAGAUGGCCCUGGAGGUGUACAAGCUGUCUCUGGAGAUUAGACAGCUGGAACAAGAGUGAGGCUUGAAGAGGAAGAGCACCAGAUAGAAACCUGCACAUCUAUUCCCCCUCCACCCGCCCACCCCAUAGAGAGCAUUGGGUAUAUUUUUCUCUUUAGCAAUUUUGCUGUUCCUUAGUUACUAGCAUUCACAAGGGGAAGAAAUACCUGUGUUAAACUGAGUGCAGUGGCUUGUGCCUGUAAUCUCAGCUACUCAGGAGGCUGAGGCAGGAGGAUCCCUUGAGACCAGGAGUUCC